UACUUUUUUCAUGAGUAUAAGUUGCUUUGGUCAAGAGUGACACUACCUGGACACUCAAGUCAAGGGAAUGCUGAUCAGGCACAAGCUCGAACACAUUCAUCCUGCUGUAGCGCUGCACUUGGUGUAGAGGUAAUGGUGAAUUGGGAUAGUAGGUUGGAUUCCAGGUUGGGUUUACCGGAGCGCGAAACUUUUGGCGACAGUCCCUUCGAAAAUAAAGAACAAAGAAUAUCAACGUUUGAGCCGCUUCAAAAAAGUUUCAACAGGACCAAUGGUUCAAGCGAAAUCCUUGUUCUCAUUAGACACGGAGUACAGUGCAGAUUCUACCGAGUUCUGCCCAUUUCAAAAUAAAUCAAACUACCUUGCAUGCGGAACCUACCAAUUAUACAACGACCAAGAACAGAAUGACCAAGCCGCUGAGUCGGAUAAAGCUAUGCAGCGCAAAGGCCGAUUAUAUUUGUAUAAAUUAGAGAAAGACGACCAAAGCGUUCGUUUACAGCAGCAGCAGGCAUUGGAAACCCCUGCUAUAUUGGAUAUGAAAUGGUGCCAUCAACUCAUUGAGAACAAUCAAGUUCUUGGAGUUGCAGACUCGGUUGGCGGACUGUCUCUGUAUGGAUAUGACGAUAAUGAUUCCCCACAAUUUGAGAAGCUUCACUCAAUUCAAACGACAGAUCCUUCUGUUUUAUGUCUUUCACUAGACUGGUCAACCCGGAUCAGAGAUCGUACAUCCAAAACUCAGAUAGUGACAUCUCAUUCUUCCGGCGAAAUAACCUUGUUUGAUGUGAACUCUACUUCUGAUGUUACUAUUGUGGAGCAAUGGCAAGCCCAUGAUCUUGAAGCAUGGAUAGCGGCUUUCAAUUAUUGGCAAACGGAAGUGAUUUAUACUGGUGCGGAUGACUGUCUGUUCAAAGGUUGGGACAUGAGAAUGGGCGUUUCACAGCCAACAUUCACAAGUAAAAAACACGAUAUGGGCGUCACAGCCAUUCAAUCUUCUCCUCACACCGAGCAUAUUCUUGCCACGGGAAGUUACGACGAAAGGCUACGUAUUUGGGACACGCGUUCGAUGAGAGCGCCUCUGACCGAAAUAGAGACAGGUGGAGGAAUAUGGCGAAUCAAAUGGCACCCUACGAAGAAGGACACCUUGCUUUCAGCGUCGAUGCACGCGGGUGGUUUUGUAGUAAACGUUAAAGGCGGCUUGAUUGACAAUAGCGAAGAUAAAAUCCAAUGCGAGGUCACAACUGAAUUCCUCGAUCAUACAUCGAUGACAUAUGGUGGCGAUUGGGUAUAUAACCACGACGACGAUUUAAUAGCAACAUGUUCAUUUUACGAUCAUGUACUUCAUUUAUGGAAUGCGUGAAAUUGGUUUAAUGCUUUAUAAAAACAGAUAGAUAGGGUGAACUUUAGCAAAGUCUUUUAAUAACAAAGGUGUUAUUUCAAUUUACCAAAUUCAUGCGGC
Umbelopsis ramanniana AG is the source of this 1453-nucleotide messenger RNA. RefSeq lists its product as uncharacterized. The transcript has 9 exons. Lineage: Eukaryota; Fungi; Mucoromycota; Umbelopsidomycetes; Umbelopsidales; Umbelopsidaceae. The coding region runs from base 269 to 1354 and encodes 361 amino acids. The record is from RefSeq and is a predicted model, not a curated record. Gene Ontology annotation, molecular function: protein binding.